This is a messenger RNA of Hylaeus volcanicus, 7762 nucleotides long. RefSeq lists its product as uncharacterized. The record is from RefSeq and is a predicted model, not a curated record. NCBI's taxonomy places the organism in Eukaryota, Metazoa, Arthropoda, Insecta, Hymenoptera, Colletidae. Gene Ontology annotation, cellular component: endoplasmic reticulum membrane. Gene Ontology annotation, molecular function: carbohydrate binding. Bases 589 to 7353 code for a protein of 2254 amino acids. The transcript is spliced from 23 exons.
GCUCGAACUGUCGGUCGGGUAAGACGUGUCGUUCUCCCUCUCUUCGUCGCGCUGCGCCGUGCAGCGUCGCGUCGACUCUCGCGUGCCGGCUGCGGCGCCUUCGGAGUGUUUUCUUCCGAUUCUUCCCUCGUCCUAACUUGUUCGGCUUUGAAUUAUCGGGUCUACCCGCGAUUGUGCGUCCAUGAACGCGAAAAGUGCGGAAGUUACAUACAUGUAUUUGUGACGUGCAUCGUGCUCGAGAUCUGGAGAUUGCGAGUCCCAUCCCACGCGAGGUGAGGACGAAACCGAUGGGGGAUGACGUUCGAUGGAAAGGGAGAUCCGUUGCCUCGAGGCGACGAGGAAUGGCGCGAAGCGAAGCGACGCGUUGGUUUCCCGCGCUAAUGGACCGGAAGUCUAUAACGUAGAAGAACUCGCGAGCCAAGACGCGUUCGCGAGGCGAUAGAGCUGCGAAAAGCCCUGAUAUCUAAGUGUCGCGGAUGAUAGCUCGUCGACGAGGGGCGUGAUCGAAGUAGCCGAAGGGGUUAAGUCGCAGUGGGCCGAGGAAGCAAAGGAUCUCUAGGAGCUUCGAUUGGCCGAAUCGCGUGCAACAUGUUCGGGACGAAAUUGCGCACGUGGAUGGAGGCGCAUAUCGUGCGAUCGAAAAAGAAGAAGGAAAGGAAGAAGGGGGAGAAGGGGUUCGACUCGAACUGCAACUCGCCCAGGAAUCACAGCGCCAACAGAUCACCCACCCUGCAUCAAGUACACCCCGCAGUCUCGCCGUCGAAGAACGUGGAUGGAAUUCGGUUGCACGGAGGAGGUAGCUACGGUGGGAUCGCGUCUUCGACCGCGACGACGUCCGCCUCCUCUGGCACGUCCGCUGGCACAGGCAGCGUGAACCUUUCCUCGCCGGAGAGCGCCUACAGCACCGGAUACUCGACCGACGGCACCUCCCCUGGGGCGAGCUUUCCGCCGGAAUAUUACAUAAACAUCAGAACCGGCACGCACUACUUCCAGAGCAACGGGAGACUAAAGAGGCCGACCGACGGUCCUGAUCUCCCAGCUGCCUCCGCCCUGCUCGUGGGACAUAGAAACCUCGAAGCCGCCGCUGCCCUCGCGAACAUGACCAGGAACAACGAACAGCCGAGGGACGUCGGAACCUGUACUCCGAGGAAGAUCAGUGAACGCCUGCGAGGUCAGGAGUUCCCUCAGCGAGCGCACUGUCAAGCGCAGACACAGGAGGACAGAUACCACCGGCGAACGGAGUCGUUCUCCGCCGAUUCGUCGCGGACUAACCUGGUCGUGCCCUCGUCGAUACCUCCCCCGUUGGUGUCGCCCCCGGUGCAGUCGCCCAGAGAACGUUCGCGCAUCAGGACCAAUCCGUGGCUGUCCGCUAACUCGUCCGGGUCUAGUACGGCAGGCGUCAAGUCGAGACUCAACUUGGACGAGACCAGCAGCAGCUCGGGUCUCAAGCUAACGGAAUCCUCCGGCAGCGCUAGCGAUGUCAACGUGAACUACACGCGAGAGGCACGUGCCAAAAGGGAAUGCAAACAAGAAAGCCUCAGCGCGGGAAGAAGCCCAGUGAACCAGAAUUGGAGAAUUGCCUCAGGCUUGGAGAUUCGACCCAAGAUGGCCUUGUCCGUGCAUCGGCGUAGCAGCAGCAGCAGUAGCAGCAGCAGUAGCAGCAGCAGUCGCAGUCGCAGCAGCAGCGACAGCAGAAGCAGCGGAGGAAGCGGUUGCAGCAACGGCAACGACAACGGUAACGGGAACUGCAACGGGUCUUCCGGGUCGUCCGUGACACGAAGCGUCAGAUCAUCCGAGGACGACAUCACUCUGAACGAGAUGAUGGGCAAGUUCGACGAGAGUUACGUGUACGAGAAGGAAACGGACAUUCUGUCCGACAGCGACCCGACCGACUGCGAGGAUUACAUAGACUCUUUGUCCGACGUGGACGCAGGUCGGGACGUAGGCGACGAGAACGAUCCGUUGGAGAACGACGAGUUCGAUUACAUCGACAACGGCUCGUUUCUGGGCCUGGACAACCUGGAUUGUCCAGAACGGUUCCCGAACACCGGCCACUGCACCUACUUCGCGUUCACCGGUGAAUUGGCGCGACGUAGUAGCAAGCUGAGGGAGUCGUUGGUGAAGCGCAGGAUCAAGGACGACGCGACGAUCCUUCAGAGAACGGCCAGCGUGAAGAACGCCAACGCUAAGAGGCAGAGCAGCCGACACAAGAAGCCGGACGAGAAGCAGCAAAGCGAGAAACGGAAGAAGAAGAUCUCUCAACGUUGCAAAUCGACGUUGGAGAGGUGCGAUGACGAAACGGCGAAUCUGAAUCGCGUACUGGUAGAAAGAAUGCUGCUGAAGAAUUCUGGCUUCAAUCAGGGUAGCAGAAGCGUAGGUGGCACUCCCAUAUGUCUGCGUCGAAGAAAACACGACGUCAACAAGAAUCUGUCGCCGAUGAGGCUGAUGGACGACAGGCCAGCCGUUCCAUCGACCACCAUCGUCGACAGCGAGAUAGUCAAGAGACGAUCCAAUUCGGUAAGCUACGUGAACGGCAACAUCGUUAGGCGGCGGAUAACAGGCAACGCCUACAUGACCACGUUCGCGUCAGAGAUCGCUUUGAUCGAGGCGGACAAAGAAGCGGACAAAAAGUACCGCGAACUCAUACUCGAGGCGGAGAACAUCUUGGUGAACAUGCAGAAGAGUCAAAACAGUAUACCGAUCGUGCCAUCGCCGUCGCGCAAAUUCCAUAACGGCCUGGCAAACAAACGAGUCGAGCUCAUCAAGAACACCGAGCUGAACAUCGAACUAGCCCUCUCCAAAAGCAGAAACUCUCAACCGGAGUUACAGAGCGGCAGCAUCAGAGACCUAGACCACACCAGUCCUAAGAGACAGUUCAUGCAACCUUGUUCUCCGAUCCGUCGAUUUAUAGAGAGGGAAAACUGUUGCAGGCAAGAACCACCGAUCAAAUACUCGACCGUCGUGUCUCCCGUUGCGGCUAGAAGGACACCACCCGUUCAGCAUUCCCCGUGUAGAAGUAUGAUACGGUCUCCUCGUUUGAUAACUGGCGAGCAGGAGAUCAACGACUACUGCAACGGGUCUCGAGCCGUGCCCCUAAAUUGUAACGGCAUCCCUCGACCCUUUAUAGACCCGGAGGACCUUAUACCGCAGUCUCCAACUUCUUUUCAGACUAGACCACACGUCAUUUUACCGUCUAGGGAUACAUUCGUUGGGAGCAAGAAAGACGUUCGAUUGUCUAGAUCGGCGACGAAGGAGGAGGGCGUAACGUCCAGUUCGUCCGACUCCGAGGAAAGAUGCGACGUUAGAAGAAGGGCUCCAUUGAUGACUUUUAGGUCUGUCGACAUGGGCCCCAUAAAAGAGAGUUCAUCCUACUGCCCGCAAAGCGAGCCAGUGAAAAGGAAAGUGUACGCGGGGAGCGCAACCUACGGUAGAAUACAGAAAACGUUAGGGGAGACCGGUACCUUGAGAAACUCUGACGGAGAUACCGCUACCGAUGACACUGACGACUCGAGGAGAUCUCUGAAGGAGAAAGUGGCUCAGCUUCGUCGAGAACGAUUGGCCGCCGAAGCGAAUGCGAACGCGAACGUUCAGGAUUCGCAGAUGUUUCAACAUCAGUUGUCACAGUUGCGGAGGCAGAGGCUGAUGCAGACUAUAGAGGGCUUGAAACGAAGCCUCGAGGAUCAGUCGGCGACUUUGAAACAGACCUGCUUGGAACCGGUAUUAAAUGACCAGUUGCCAGCAAGGUGGUCUUGCGUUACUCGUUACCCUCGUUACUCGGUAGAUGUAACAAUGUUUAGUAAUUUAGCAAGGCUAGCGAGUAUGAAACGAAUAAUUAGUAUUUAUUUACUCCAUUUGUACAUAUUUGCGGUCCGUUGUAACGCGGAAGACAUUUUAGGUUGCGGAGGAUUUUUGAAAAGUCAUGCCGACAUCGACUUCGCGAAAGUUCAAAUAAAUUUGUAUACGAAGGCUGGUAGCCUUAAGGAUAACACGGAAUGUGCUCCUAAUAGCGGAUACUACUUUCUUCCAUUGUACGACAAAGGGGAAUACGUGUUGAAGGUGGAUCCACCUAGAGGUUGGAGCUUCGAGCCCACGGAAGUUUUAUUGAAUGUGGAUGGAGUGACCGAUGCCUGUAGUCAAGGCCAAGACAUCAACUUUACCUUCAAAGGUUUUGGUAUCACAGGCAGGGUUAUCAGUUUAGGGUCAGAUUCUGGCCCCAAAGGAGUUACAGUUACGCUAUACAAUGAAGGCAAUGAAAAAGUUCCUGUUGGAACAACAGUCACAGCAGAAGGUGGCACAUUUUACUUUACACCCAUACAGCCUGGUCGAUACAUACUCGUCGCUUCACAUCCCUCAUGGAUGAUGGAGAAGGAUACCGUCAAAGUAACAGUAAGAGAAGGCAAUACAGAACUUCCAGAUGGUAGCUUGAUAGUUUCUGGAUACGACGCUAGCGGUCGCGUUACCAGCGAAGAAGAACCCGUUAACGGUGUAACCUUUGUUCUCUUUGGAAAUGGCGUGGCUAAGAAUUGCGCGACGACGCCCGUUAGCAAAGACCUUCAAUCCAAGAAGGCUCUUUGUCAAGUUGUGUCUGACAAAAGCGGGAAAUUCGUAUUCCCAAGUUUAUCAACCGGAGAAUAUAAGCUCGUGCCGUACUAUGCCGGUGCCCAGACCAAAUUCGUUGUUCAACCAGCAGAGCUGUCCUUCAAAGUAAACCAUAACAGCGUCGUGUUACGUCAAGGAUUCAAAGUAACUGGUUUUACAGUGAGCGGUGUAGUUCGUACCUCGAUCGAUGGGGAGCCUCUGCAGGGGGCAAAAAUUCUACUGUCGCAAAAGGAAGUCGCGAAGACAGAUGCCAAAGGGAAAUAUGUGUUGGAUAACAUGAAGGCUGGCCAGUAUACUCUAAAAGCUGAAAGUGAUGACGUACUGUUCAACGAAAAAACAGUUAAGAUCUCCCCUAGCUCCCCAGAACUUCCAGUGCUCGUGCCAUCGGCGUACAAAGUUUGUGGAAAGGUAACCCUAUCCGCGAAAGGAACGUUGCAUUAUCGUAAGGUUUUGGUACAGAAUACGGCCGCUACGUUUAACAAAGAAAUCGAAACGGACGCGAAGACUGGAGAAUUUUGCAUCUAUCUUGCUCCCGACAGAUAUCAAUUGACCGUAGUUGUGAGCGCGGAAGAAAGAGAUAAGGGCUUACAAUUUUUCCCGUUGCAACAAACUAUCGAUGUAUCGUCUCGACCAGUGCGCGACGUCAACUUCUUGCAAUUGAAGGCAACGUUAACGGGUACGGUCAAAUGUUUGCCAGGUACCGAUUGCAGUCAGGCAUCCGUUACGCUGAAAGUGCUCGAUGGAAUCACGAUAAAGACGAUUCAGUCCAAGGAUGGUCAGUACCAGUUCACGGACGUGUUGCCUGGUCACUACGAAGUGCUGAUCGACAACGACGUUUUCUGCUGGAAGAAUCCUAGUUACAGAAUCUCGAUAACAUCGGAACGCGCCGAGGUACCAGCUUUUGUACAAACUGGAUUCUCCGUUACAUUCAUCUCUUCUCACGACACGGCGGUGGAGUACUUGGAAGCCAACAAUCCAAAAAAGAUCGUCUUGACUUUGACCAAAGGAAGUACGAAGCAUUGCGUUACCAAUCCUGGAGCGUACACCUUUACGCCGAAAAGUUGUCACGUGUACGAUUGGUCGUCGCAUACUUGGGAUACUAACAGCCUUUCUCCCAUUUUGUUGCAUUCAACUGAACAUAGUCAUAAAGGGAACAUUCAAAGUGCUUCCGCGUUGGAUGGAGUCAAAGUGGUAAUCGAAAAUGGCGGUGAAGUGAUCACUCUGGGCCCGUUGAAACCCGUCCAGCAUGAAAAUCUGUACAAGUACGACUUCGAGUUCAAAGCAAAGACUGAUAAUAUUUAUACGAUAACGCCCUUGUCGGACAUCCUUCUAUUUAGUCCUCCGUCGUUGAAGGUAUUGGGAGUCAACGAUUGUCAAAAUGACAUCGCCACGUUUAUCGGCGAUUUGGGAAAGAUCAUUGCUGGCAAGAUCAGUCCGCCUUUGGAAGGAGUCACCGUGCAGAUAUUCGGAAGCGACAAGAAUUCUCCCAUACACACGUUGGUCACUCAGAAGGAUGGAACUUACAAUAUCGGUCCUCUGGAUGGGAAAGUGGACUACAGUGUCGCCGCGGAAAAAGAAGGCUUUGUCAUCACAGGACCUGAUGCCAACGGAGUCUUCUUAGCUCACAAGCUGGCUGAAAUUAUCGUGCAGGUCUCCGAUCAGGCCGACAAUAUCUCGCUGCAGGGCGUUCUUCUUUCCCUGUCCGGUGGACAAAGUUACCGAAGGAACAGCAUAACAGGCGAGGAUGGCAGGUUGAUCUUCAAUUCGCUGUCCCCCGGGGAAUAUUAUCUGCGACCAAUGAUGAAGGAGUACCGUUUCGAUCCUCCGUCGAAAAUGAUCAAAGUCGUAGAAGGCGCGACCGUUACGGUGAAUCUAUUCGGAAAGAGGGUCGCGUUCAGCGCGUAUGGUUCGGUGACGUCUUUGAAUGGAAAACCCGAGGCUGGGUUGCUGGUUGAAGUCCAAGGCCAAGACGACUGUAGCAAUCUACAGGAAGAAGCGACCACCGAGGAGAACGGGAAUUUUCGAAUCAGGGGCCUUCAGCCAACGUGUACUUACUUGUUCCGUCUGAAACCAAACGCCGAGGUGAACGCGCAUAUCCAACGCACGAGCCCCGACUCCAUAACAGUGAAGACCGGAAAAGACAUCCACGGUCUUCGGUUGGUCGCGUUCCAUCCGAUCUCUCGCACCGACGUCUCCGUGCACGUCGUAUCCGCCCAACCAGAACAUUAUCGUACCCUCAAGGUGAAACUGUGCAGGGAGGAUAUGCCCGAUUCCCCCAUCCAUUCCACCAAGCUGGAGGCUCAACAGUCGAACAAGAUGGGCACCAACUACAACGCAGGAUUUCUCGUCCAUCUACCCCCGUUGCAAGCCGACGGGAAGAAGUACUUCGUGCAGUUGGAGUCGUCGUUGUCCCAGUCUAUGCACAAAUACAAGACCGUGCCGAUCUACUUCGAGGCUAACUCGUCCUUCAAGUACGUGAAGCUGACGUUCAACGCCGAACGAAAGGUGGAUCAAAGCGACAUGAAUCAGACUUCGGUGGUCGCAUUACCUUUCAUAAUGUUGGUGGCGUUCGCGUUCCUGAAUCGCGAGAAGAUGUGGACGUGGUUGAACGCGCUGAUCGAGAGGCGGUCGAAACCAACUCCUAGCUCGAGAACCCCGAUACAGGCGGUUCCCAUCGACCCAAGAGCGGACGACAUUAUCGUCGAGCAAAUAAUGAACAUUAACAAAAGAAAGACCAAGCCACGCAAGACGUAAUCGAUAUUUUUCGGUUACCAUGGUCGCGGCACCUUCGAGAAUCACUCGUUUUAAGAUGGUUUUGAACUCUAGCUAUUUAAACAAAAAAAGAAAGUGGAUUUUUCGUUGAUUUGCAUGUAUACUGCAAUCAGCUCGUCGAAUCGAACCGUGUUUCACCCGAACAAGCAAGUACCCCUCUAAGACUACGAACUCUAGGAAAAUGUAAAAGAAAAAUCAAUUUUGUGGAGACACUCUAUGCUAGGUUCACACUGUAAAUAUCACACAGGAUUUAACGUAAGUGUUCGUCGUAUGUGAUAAACUGGAAUGUAUGUAUUUUCAACGAAUACGCCUUCGCGAGUCACCAUCGUUUUAUUAUACGUUAUAUAUGUUUUCAAUUCGUUACUGAAUUAUACGUUGACAUGUUUUAAAG